This is a messenger RNA of Cuscuta campestris, 2004 nucleotides long. NCBI's taxonomy places the organism in Eukaryota, Viridiplantae, Streptophyta, Magnoliopsida, Solanales, Convolvulaceae. The record is from the annotation of a GenBank genome assembly.
AGCAGAUUUGGGGAAAUGGAAGAGAGUCAAACCAGUCUCGUCUGGUUUCGCGGCUUUUUGCGUAGGAGAGUCACAGAGAGUUUGGCGUUGCGUUUCUGACAAUAUUCUCUCUGCGCCAAACGGAGCAAUCUUCGCGUUUCUACUCUCCAUCUCCAUCUCUCUCUCUAUCGCUCUAACCAGUGCUGGGCAGUCUCUGAACCCACACAAAAGAACAAAAAUUCAAAAGAAUUCACAUGCCCUCCACCCGUUUGCUGGAAAACCAACUUCUUUUGUGUUUUUUUUUUUGUUUUCUAGGGUUUUUGCUCUGAUCUGGGUGCCGUUAUGUGCUCUGGGUCUUCCUUUUUUACUGCAGAAAUACGAGAUCUCGGAGAGUGUGGAGGCCAGUUGAAGCUCUUUGGGUUUUGAAAGGAGAGAUUUGUGUUUGAAAUUUUUGAACUUCUGUUUAUGAUUGGUACUAUUAGCUUAAAUAAAACCCAGUGUUUUCUUGUUGAACACUGGGUUUGCCAAUUUUUUCAAAAAUACAGUAUCAAAUUAGAGAAGAAUUGAAUUGAGCAGUCAUUCUUUGGCGAUGGAUUUCUUGAAAGCUAAGAAGUUUGGAAGAGGUCGCAAGCAAAAUCCAGAAAAUGGAGCAGAGGAUAAGCCUGUAUCUCACCCCAAAGAUUCAGAUUGUCAGGGAGCGGGUAAGCCCCCCGAAGCAGAAGAAGACGAUGAUGAUUUUAUAGCCAAUGAAAUCAAGAGGAGGCUGAAGGAGCUCCGACAAAACAGUUUCAUGGGGUUGAUUCCCGAAGAGGUGGCCCCUGAGGAAGAAGAAGAAGAAGAUGAUGAUGAGCAAGAAGAUGGGGAGAACAACCUUAAUCAAUUGAGGGACGUGGAAGCUGAAGGAAGACAGUUUUGGUCUGGAUUUGAUGCUGUGUAUGACAAAUACUGUGAACGGAUGCUGUUUUAUGAUCAUCUGCGUGAUCAGCAACUGCGUGAAUUUGUUUCUCAUGUCCCUUCUUCAACUCCAUCUCCAAGAUCUGCAUCCAAAAAGCUUGCAUCGCCAUUUCGGUGCCUUUCCAUGAAGAAAAUGGACGAACCUGAUGACGAAAUUGAGCACCUUCACCAGCCUGGAUUCAACCCUUACCAUGAUCUUGAAACAGCUUAUGUAGCUCAUUUAUGCUUGACAUGGGAGGUACUUCAUUGCCAGUACACACAGUUGAUGCAGAAAAUAUCCGGCCAGCCUGAGGCUUCCACAAUUUACAACCAUAGCGCCCAGCAGUUUCAACAAUUCUUGGUUUUGUUGCAAAGGUUUAUUGAGAAUGAACCGUUCGAGCACGGGUCUAGGCCAGAGGUUUAUGCCCGUACUAGGAAUUCAUUGAGUAAACUACUUCAAGUCCCUAAAGUUCAAGGUUCGGAUCAGAAGAAGUCAGAAGAGGAUGAGAUUCUUGUUCUAGCCCCGGAUCUAAUUAAAAUAAUUGAAAGUUCAAUCCUGGCAUUUCGUAAGUUCCUGAAAAUGGACAACAGAAAAACUGGCAGUGUUCGUCAUCUACUAGGAAGCCAGAACCAACUGGCUACACCCCUUCAACAGAUACAAUCCUCUCUCGAAAAAAAAGCCAUGAAACUUAAGGAUCUACGCAAGAGAAGAAAGAACACAAAAAACCAUUCGUGGCCUUCCACGCCAGGAGAUGUUGACCUGUUGCUUGGCCAAAUCGAUGUCAAAGUGAUGGCGAGGGUACUGAGAAUGGAAAGAAUAAGCAGGGAGCAGUUAUUCUGGUGCGAAGAAAAGAUGAAAAAGCUAAAUGUAUUCGACGGGAAGUUCCACAGGGACCCCACAAUCAUCCUCUUCCCCUGCUAAAGUCGUCACGCUCUUGGGGAUGGAACAGAUUCAAUCUUGACCGUGUACAUGUGUAUUAACAAGGAUUGAUAGACUUGUCCGCUCUUAACAUUAACUGGUCUUGUUUUAUGGGCAUUUCUGCUUUUUUUCUUGAGGUAGUUGUCUGCAGAUUAUAAAGAGACCAUCUUUUC